Messenger RNA from Mugil cephalus (flathead mullet), 5214 nucleotides. RefSeq names its product ubiquitin specific peptidase 28 (gene usp28). The record is from RefSeq and is a predicted model, not a curated record. Bases 29 to 3703 code for a protein of 1224 amino acids. Gene Ontology annotation, molecular function: protein binding; cysteine-type deubiquitinase activity; cysteine-type endopeptidase activity. Gene Ontology annotation, cellular component: cytosol; nucleus. The transcript has 26 exons. Lineage: Eukaryota; Metazoa; Chordata; Actinopteri; Mugiliformes; Mugilidae. Gene Ontology annotation, biological process: regulation of protein stability; protein deubiquitination; DNA damage checkpoint signaling.
CUGGCCGUCUGCUCUCGGCUCUUGACAGAUGGAGUCGGUCACAGCGCAGGAAGCAUUUAGAGGGGAAAACGAGAAGAAAAGCCGGGUUUUGUCUGCAAUGAGAGCCGAACAGUCUGAAAAUGGGGAAAACUCAACGAACUCGCAGAGCGAAAUGCUGAUCAACCAGCUGAGUGAAAUCACUGGCAUCCAAGACCAACAGAUUCUCUACAGAGCCCUGAAUGCCAGUCAGGGGGACAUCGGACAUGCAGUGGGUCUGCUGACGACCCAGCCUGCAGAGGUUCAGGACCCCGGGGAACGGCAGGAGUCAGGGACAUCUGGAGAGGCCUGGCAGGGCAAGAAAGAUGAACUGCAGGCCGCCAUAGAGCUCAGCCUGCAGGAGUCCCACCACGCCCAGGAAGAGGAGAGAGAAUUCCACAGGGCUCUGGAGGCCAGCGCAGAGGAAAACGCAGCCAGGAUAAAGAGGAAGAGAUGCGAAGCCCAGAGCGAAAUGUGCAGCCCUGCAGACUGGGUCCGUCAGGACGACUGGCCCGUGGGCAUCCGCAAUGUGGGAAACACCUGCUGGUUCAGUGCUGUCAUCCAGUCACUGUUCCACCUGCCUGUGUUCAAGAGGCUGGUUCUCAACUACCACCUGUCUGAGCGACUACUGGAGAAGUGUAAGAGCCAUUCAGACAAGAGGAACAUAGCUUUCAUGCAGGAGCUCCGGUGUCUGUUCGCCCUCAUGGUGGGCUCCACGCGCAGGUUUGUGGAUCCUUCUGCUGCGGUGGAGCUGCUGCGAGAAGCCUUCAGGACCAGCGAGGCCCAGCAGGAUGUCAGUGAAUUUUCACACAAACUGCUUGACUGGUUGGAGGAUGCUUUUCAGCUGGCUGCCAAUGGAAAUAAAGCAGAAGACAAACAACAUAACCCCAUGGUCCAGCUCUUCUAUGGCACCUUUGUGACAGAAAGAAAACACGAGGGUAAAACGGUGUGUAACAUCGAGCAGUUUGGCCAGUACCCUCUGCAGGUCAACGGCUUCAACAACCUCGAUGAAUGCCUAGAAGGUGCCAUGGUUGAGAAGGAGAUCGAGUCGCUUCAUUCAGAGCACAACGUCACACCUGGACGUGAGAGAUGGUUCAAAAAGCUACCACCGGUCUUGACAUUUGAACUUUCUAGAUUUGAAUUCAACACCCAGCUUGGACGCCCUGAGAAGAUCCACAAGAAACUCGAGUUUCCUCAGAUCAUUUAUAUGGACAGAUAUCUUCACAAAAACAUAGACCGGACACAUGAGAGGAGAGGAGAGGUGAAGAAACUCAAGGAGCAGCUUGCAGUUCUACAACAAAAACUGGAGUGUUAUAAAAACUAUGGCUCAGGACCGACCAAGUAUCCUCUGGCUGACAUGCUUCAGUUUGUGUUGGAGUUUGCUACCACCAAGCCUACAAGUGUUUCCCCGGCUGAAGACCCCAGACUGGCUGCAUCUUCACCAACGCCUGCAAGCCACCCCUUCAGUGAAACCAAAGACAGUGAAGCCGAAGAAGCAGAUUCAUCAGAGGACCCGGUUUCCAGUGUUUCCAGUUGCCAGCGGACGCCCAUAUACAAGCCGUUCACCCAGUGCAGACUCCCCAUCGACUACCCCCCGCAUCCAGCCCCCCACAGCAUCACUGAAGAAGAGCUGCACUUUGUUAAGACCUGCCUACAGCGCUGGAGGACUGAAGUAGAAAAUGACAUAAACGAGCUAAAGGCCAGCAUCGACAGGCUCUCUCUGACGCUCGAGGGCAUGUACUCAGACAACAGUCUCUGCCAGGUGCCGUACAGACUCCACGCAGUGCUCGUGCAUGAAGGCCAGGCGUCGGCGGGCCACUACUGGGCCUACAUCUACGACCACGCCAACCAGCGCUGGAUGAAGUACAACGACAUAAGCAUCACCGAGUCUUCGUGGGAGGAGCUGGAACGAGACUCCUUUGGAGGCAUGACCAACGCAAGCGCCUACUGCUUGAUGUACAUCGAUGACAGGCUACCCCAACUUAUCACAGAAGACACAGAUGACGAGACAGGCCAGGCGCUCCACGGCAUGGACUCCUUGCCGCCCGUCCUCAGACGCUACGUCCAGGAAGACAACCGCUGGUUCCAGCAGGAGCUCAGCGAAUGGGAGGAGCAGUUCUGCCAGACCGCCACCCCGCAAGAGGAGUCCACGGCCUCCGCGGAGCCCCCGAGCCCCAGUCAGGACGACGCGCAGCAGCCGGCCGUGGAGCCAGCGCCCCAGUCGGGACCCUCCGCCGAAGAGCCGGAGCAGGGGGCCGCUUCAGAGCAGCGACCUGAUCCAGAAGCAGAGAAGGAUCCGGAGCCCGAUGCCAGAGAGAAGCCUGAAGAAGAAUCAGAGUCAUCACCACCACCAGCACCACCACCUCCAGAGAGCCCUGGCUGCCAGCCAGUCGACGCCGGCAGCGCGGCGGCCACCGACACCGACACCCCGGGGCCCAGCCAGAGCUCCGCCUCGGCCGAGAAGGAGCUGCAGAGUCAGACUCCUGGCCCUGACGCAGAGCUCUCUAACCAGCCGCCGUCUGACCCCCACGUGGAGAAGGAGGACACGGAGAGGGCGCGCCUCGGCCCUGAGGCUGAAGGCGAGCCGGAGGUUUCCAGGGAGGCUCCUGAGCGCGAAGCAGGACCGGGAGACGAGGAGCCGCGCCAGGACGUCCCGACGAGACAGCGACAGCCUGAGAACGAGGUCUCGGAAGUGGAGAUUCCCAACGUGGGCAGGAUCAUGGUGAGGGCCGACGCUGACGGAUACAAUGAAGAGAUGAUGCUGACUCCAGCCAUGCAGGGGGUGAUUCUAGCCAUAGCCAAGGCCAGACAGAUUUUUGAUAAGGAAGGUCCUGAGGCUGGCCUCAUCAAGGCCUUCCACGAAGAGUAUUCCCGCUUGUACGAGCUCUCCCAGGAGGAGACCACCCCCCAGGAGGAUGCUCGUCUGCAGCACGCUCUGGUCUACUUCUUCCAGAACAAGGCGCCCAAGCGCGUUAUUGAGAGGACGCUGCUUGAGCAGUUUACCGACCGCAACCUCAGCUUCGACGAGAGGGCCAUCAGUAUCAUGAGGGAAGCCCGGGCCAAGCUGCGCCUCAUUAAGCCAGAAGACAUGGACAUGGAUGAAUACCUGCAGUGGCACGAUGACUACAGGCUGUUCAGGACCGUGUUCGUCUACCUGCUGACUGGACUGGAGCACUACCAGCAUGGGAAGAUGCGAGAGGCGUUGAACUACUUGGCUCACGCGUACGAGACCAACUCCAACCUGCUGAGGAACGGAGAGAAACGCGGUGUGGACAAGUCCCUCAUUGCAGUUUACAGGAGGAAGUGUCUCUCUGCGCUGAACGAGAGCGCGUCGCGGCUGUUCUGCAGCGGCGAUGAGAGCAAGGUGGAGGAGGGCGUCGCCAUCAUGGACGAGGUCGUCAUCCCCUGUCUGCACCUGAUGAGCCGGGACUCGGCUCUGGCCCAGGAAGACCGGGACACUAUGGAGAGCAUCCGCAGCCACUGGUGCUGCUGCCUGGGCCAGGACAUGGACGACUCCCUGCAGGUGAAGCUGGGCGAGUUGCUGCCCAGGGUUCUGGACGGUUCGGCCGAGACGGUGCUGCUCAAAGACCCGCCCAAGGUCCACGUCAGCCAGGCCCACGACCUGUGCAGCCGCCUGGCGGCCGUCAUGGAGUCCAUCCACAGCACCUCAGUGGUCGCUGUCAAGUAAAACCGCGGCAACGAAACAGCAGCAGCAGCAGCAGCAGCAGCAGCCCGUUUGAACUGUGCCUCUCAACUGCGAGCAACUUUGGCUGGUGGACGGUUCUGUGCUGACGGACUGUAGGAUUGAGGCGGCGUUCAGUAGCUGUAGACAGAAUUCAGUUUUAUCUGCUGGUUUGGCCUUGCACAUGCUUUUUCUUUUCUUUUUUUUUUUGCGUUAACAUAGUGAGCUGUAAACGCUUGUCGUGGGUCAAUAAGGGAUCAGCCAGAGCUGUCGCCAUAUGGAAAUAUACAUGCUAAUUAUAAGAAAUUAGCGUUAUUUUACCCCAAAGUGAACAAACUACACCCUGCGUAUUUCUCAGUAGAAUCAUUUAAACUACUCUAGUUGUCAAUCAUCUGUCUAUUUGACUCCUGCAGAACUGGCAACACAAACGUAGAUGUCUAUUGACCACGCAUCACUUAACGUCCGCACGUUUUAGGCUCUCUGUCUCGGCCAUAGCUACGACUACAGCCAGCCCGUCGUGUGUGUGGCGCUCGCUGGCGAAACAGCGUGAGACCAGUCUGCAGCGGAACAAUGAAGCGUUAAAUUCUGAUUGGCACUCUGAAAGGGUUCAUACCGCAUAUGGACACGUUUGACCCACUGGCUAACUUGUUAACUCUUGUCCACUGACAACAAUUGGGCUGUCGCUCAGCUCUGCAGGACGUGACCAGACUGAACGGUAUUUGUUGUUUGUGUUGCUAAGCAGUGUGAAUGCACAAUGAGGCUUUUUAUAGGGCUUAAAAACACUGGAUUUUUACCACACAAUAACAAUUACUGUUUAUUAGUUUUUUUUUUUUUUUUUUAAAUAUGUGUUUUUUAUUACUUUGUAAUUUUCCAAAAACAGAUUUUAGGAAAUCUUACAUGUCAGUAUAUCCACAGCAGUAUUACGCAUUCAAAUUGGCAGGGUGUCCUUUAAAAACUCGAUGAAUGAGCUCAGAUCUCAGUACGUUUAUGCUCUGGCAGUAGUAGCAAGUAGCAGCUAGACGACGGCGCCCUGUGGAACAGCACCUUUGAGGGUACAGAUGUGCCUUUUCUCCCUUUCUGAAUGGUUCUUUGGAAACCGUCUGAAAGGAAACUAGAAAUGAAACGCCAUUUUUCUCGUGUCCCACACGCAAACACCAGUAUCACGGAUGGAGUCAGGAUUUUCUAACGCUGGAUGUGAAGCCAAUUCCUGGCUGCUGUUCUCACACUUUUUUCACUAGUUCUCCAGGAUGAUACUCAAUAAAUGUUUUAAACUGAAUGUCUUCACUUUGUGUGUGUCUUUCUAACGGCUGCAUUUUCAUUAACCGUCACCUUACUCGCUCACAUACAUCUCGCCGCUGUAAGCGCUACAAGAGUCCUAAAUGUGUAUUAACACGCACCCAAAAACAGUCACAUUCACCAGUGUUUCAGUAACAUCAGCGCCCAGCUGUUUCUUUUAAAUAUGACACUGUAUAUUUGUCAUUCAUUUUACAAUAAAGUUUGUAUUGUUGAUCCUUAAA